GCUCUGUCACCAUGCAAGCGCUUCGCCGGGCAGCAGUCUCUACCGCUAGAAGAGGAAGAACCUCUGUAAACUGCCAGGGGCGUCGAUACGCCCAUGACGAACAUGCCCAUGGCCACGCACAUGCAUCCGUAAAUGAAGCAUUCGGGCCAGGCUUUUGGGGUGUUGUAGCUUUGUUCCCAAUCGGAUAUGCUGUAUAUGCUGCGUCACGACAAGGUCCGGAUUCGCCAACGUUCUUCACCCAGUUCAUCAGCAAGUUCACCGAGAAGCAAGACGAGCUUGCGGCGUAUAAUGAUGUUCAUGUACGGAUGAUGGAGCAAGCUGGCUCGGAUAGGGUGUUAUUCAUGAACUCCAAAUCUCAGGAUCAUGUUCCUGUGAAAUUUCCCGAACUUCUGACUGUUUCUUCGCCGUACAAUGUCCCCGCCGGGCACCAAGUCAAUUUGGACGAGACCCUUGCCAAGUUCAAACGAGAAGCGAACGAAGACAACGAGCGUAAGCUUGAAGCGCUUCGGAAUAACACUAUCAAGUCAGAGCAACCCUUGGCGAAAUAGCAACCGCCUAGGAAUGCCAAUUAGAUUAGCCAUACUAUAGGCCUGCACACAAUGUGCUGUAUGUACAUAUACAAGGAAUGAUAUCAGUUUCUCAUGUUCUCAGAAACGUCACACCUGUG
Aaosphaeria arxii CBS 175.79 is the source of this 667-nucleotide messenger RNA. RefSeq lists its product as uncharacterized. Bases 12 to 548 code for a protein of 178 amino acids. The transcript is spliced from 3 exons. Lineage: Eukaryota; Fungi; Ascomycota; Dothideomycetes; Pleosporales. Gene Ontology annotation, cellular component: mitochondrion. The record is from RefSeq and is a predicted model, not a curated record.